Messenger RNA from Caenorhabditis elegans, 1473 nucleotides. RefSeq names its product Alpha-1,6-mannosyl-glycoprotein 6-beta-N-acetylglucosaminyltransferase (gene T09E11.9). Gene Ontology annotation, molecular function: glycosyltransferase activity. The transcript has 9 exons. Bases 1 to 1473 code for a protein of 490 amino acids. Lineage: Eukaryota; Metazoa; Nematoda; Chromadorea; Rhabditida; Rhabditidae. Gene Ontology annotation, cellular component: membrane. The record is from RefSeq and is marked reviewed.
AUGAGCCGUUCAACUUCAAAAAAAUUGCAAAAAUUUACAUGGGUUACAAUGUUCUUCGGGACUGUUCUACUGGUCUAUUACCUGAUGUUUUCUUCGAAAAGUUUAUUUGGACGCAAUGAGCAAAAUUCGUAUGCUUUGUAUAAUUUGAGAAAUGAAAAUUAUCAACGAGAAGCAAUUAUUAACGAGUUGCGACGUGAUUUUGCAAAAAUCGAGUCAAAAAUUGAGCAUUUUUAUUCAAAAACUUAUCGUCGGCGGUCAGAAACCGCACACGUUGACUGCGGACGAAUCCUAUCCGGUGACAAGGACUAUCUGCAAACUGUGUCUGGAGAAAAUAGGAUACCAAUGGUAGAAAACCCGAACCCCGACAUGUCUUGUUCCGCAGUUAUGGAUAGAAUUAUACCCCAUGAUCAUAUUUUGAGACCUCUGAAGAAUGGAGUAGCAUUCGCCAGAAUUGUCUACAAGGACUAUGAGCUUGUUGAGAAGCAAGUGCAAAUGUCCUAUCAUCCUCAGAACUCAUUUUGCUUCGCGAUUGAUAAGAAGGCGCCAACGAGAUUCAAGAAUCAGAUGAGAGCAAUGGCAGCGUGUCUUCCAAACGUUUUGCUUCUACCCGACCAAGAACCAAUCGACUCCAAUGGCCAUAACGUCAAUCUGGCACAUCUCAACUGCCUCCGCGCGCUGAUCAAUAAGCCCGGCUGGAACUAUGCGAUGCUGCUCCAGAAUCAUGAUCUUCUCACCAAAUCUGUGUACGAGCUCGAACAAGUUUAUGAAUGGCUUGGCGGGGCGAAUGAUGUGGAACUGCUGCCUGAAGCUCAGAGGCUUGAUGAAGAGAAUUUCAAGUGGGAUCCAAGGUCGCUGAAAAUGUUUCCAGAUGAAUCAAAAGUGGACGAAACGAUAUUGAAUGAGAAGAUAAAAUUCUCGAAGGGCGGUGUUCAGGGAUCAAUGUCACGGGCCGCCGUUGAUUGGAUGACUCGAAAAGUGAACUUGUCCACUUACAUAGAUCAAUGGAAUCAGGGAAGAUGGGGUGUGGAUGAGAUGCUGAUCUCCAGUCUGCAAAUCAGCGCGUUUCUCGGAAUGCCGGGACACUUCACGGAUCAAUGUCUCAAGGAGGGCAAGGUUACUGAUUUUAUUACAAGGAUGGUGCAAUGGAAUUUUGAGGAUGAAAGCUACUGUGCCUCUAAAUACAAACGCCACAAUGUUUGCAUUCUGGGAAUUGAAUAUCUGAGAUCGGUCGCAUCGUUUCCAACUUUGAUGUUUAAUAAGAUGCUUCCACCCUUUGACAAUUCCAUAAUCGAAUGUACCGCUGAGCUUCUCUAUAAUCGAACGUUCAUGGGACAAAACGACCAUCCACUGGAGGAGGAGUACUACAAAAAUAUGGUUACUGUUCUGUACCACAAGCAUCACAAGGAACACAACUAUACAUUGAACUGUGACCCAAAGUACACAAGUUGGCAAACUAGGCAGUUGCCGUUAUAA